Molecule: messenger RNA, 612 nt
Organism: Mycotypha africana
Lineage: Eukaryota; Fungi; Mucoromycota; Mucoromycetes; Mucorales; Mycotyphaceae
Product: Fms-interacting protein-domain-containing protein
Exons: 3
Coding region: 1-612 (203 amino acids)
Biological process (GO): mRNA export from nucleus; positive regulation of DNA-templated transcription, elongation
Cellular component (GO): THO complex part of transcription export complex
Molecular function (GO): mRNA binding
Source: RefSeq, a predicted model, not a curated record
AUGACCAUAAAAAAUACGUCUUUAGCAAAAUUGCAGGAUAUAGACGAAGCAGUUAAAACGUUACAAGAUAUAAUAUUGAGACAAUAUGAAAAGAAAUUGAAUGGCAGCUUAACAGAGAAUAGUUAUAGUGAAAUUGACGAAGAAGAGAUUAGUAGGCAUUUUGAAGCGAUAAAGGAUCUGGCAGUAGAGUCUUUUACGGCAAUUUUUCAAAGUAAACAAGCGACAUUGGAAGCAAGAGAACGAAUGAAUGAGAAAAAGCUCGCACUUCAAGAAGUUAUGUAUGAAAAACGGCACAUUCUCGAAGAAAUCGUGCAAUGUCAAGAAUUUAGAUCAGUUUUUCAAGACAUAGAGCUUAUUCCUUUGGAAGAAUUUCAAGAAAAUGCAGGAGAAGAGUAUAAAAGAGACGUUGAUAACCCUCAUCAGCUCUUUAUCAAUCGCUUAAAAUAUGAGCUUGUGAUCAGAUCAGCCCUAAAAGAACAACAAGAAGCAUUACAAAUUCAAAAGACUCAAUUGAUCAAAGAAAAUAGAAAAGCACAAAUGAAGAUAGAUCAAAUUGAUAAGUUGUUGGAUGAUUUUGUGCAGGUACUAAUUAAAAUAAUAUACAUCCUUUGA